Molecule: messenger RNA, 4383 nt
Organism: Galeopterus variegatus (Sunda flying lemur)
Lineage: Eukaryota; Metazoa; Chordata; Mammalia; Dermoptera; Cynocephalidae
Product: kalirin-like
Exons: 26
Coding region: 129-3359 (1076 amino acids)
Biological process (GO): axon guidance; intracellular signal transduction
Cellular component (GO): cytoplasm; postsynaptic density
Molecular function (GO): guanyl-nucleotide exchange factor activity; protein binding
Source: RefSeq, a predicted model, not a curated record
CAAAGGAGAAGGUGAAGCUUCUGAUUCAGCUGGCCGAUAGUUUUGUGGAAAAAGGCCACAUUCAUGCCACAGAGAUAAGGAAGUGGGUGACCACAGUGGACAAACACUACAGAGACUUCUCCUUGAGGAUGGGGAAGUACCGGUACUCCCUGGAAAAAGCCUUAGGAGUCAACACAGAGGAUAACAAGGACCUGGAGCUGGACAUCAUCCCAGCCAGCCUUUCAGAUCGUGAAGUCAAGCUACGGGACGCCAACCAUGAAGUCAAUGAAGAGAAGCGGAAGUCAGCUCGGAAGAAAGAAUUCAUCAUGGCUGAGCUACUUCAGACAGAAAAGGCUUAUGUAAGGGACUUACAUGAGUGCUUAGAGACCUACCUGUGGGAAAUGACCAGUGGUGUGGAGGAGAUCCCCCCUGGGAUCCUUAAUAAAGAGCAUAUCAUCUUUGGCAACAUCCAGGAGAUCUACGAUUUUCAUAACAACAUCUUCCUCAAAGAGCUGGAGAAGUACGAGCAGCUGCCUGAGGAUGUGGGACACUGCUUUGUGACCUGGGCAGACAAAUUUCAGAUGUAUGUCACCUACUGUAAAAACAAGCCUGAUUCCAACCAGCUGAUCCUGGAGCAUGCAGGAACCUUCUUUGAUGAGAUACAGCAGCGGCAUGGUCUGGCCAACUCCAUUUCUUCCUACCUAAUUAAGCCUGUGCAGAGGAUCACCAAGUACCAGCUGCUCCUGAAGGAACUUUUAACUUGCUGUGAAGAAGGGAAAGGGGAGCUCAAAGAUGGCCUGGAGGUGAUGCUCAGUGUCCCAAAGAAAGCCAAUGAUGCCAUGCACGUCAGCAUGCUGGAAGGGUUCGAUGAGAACUUGGACGUGCAGGGGGAGUUGAUUCUCCAGGAUGCCUUUCAAGUUUGGGACCCGAAGUCACUGAUCCGGAAGGGGCGGGAGCGGCACUUGUUCCUCUUUGAAAUCUCCUUGGUUUUUAGCAAGGAGAUCAAAGACUCUUCAGGACACACGAAAUAUGUUUACAAGAACAAGCUACUGACCUCAGAGCUGGGUGUGACUGAGCACGUGGAGGGCGAUCCCUGCAAAUUCGCCUUGUGGUCUGGGCGCACCCCAUCCUCAGACAAUAAAACAGUGCUGAAAGCCUCCAACAUUGAAACCAAGCAGGAGUGGAUCAAGAACAUUCGAGAGGUGAUUCAAGAAAGGAUCAUUCACCUGAAAGGAGCUCUAAAAGAGCCAAUUCAGCUCCCCAAAACACCAGCCAAACAGAGGAACAAUAGUAAGAGGGAUGGAGUGGAGGAUGUUGACAGCCAGGGGGAUGGAAGCAGCCAGCCAGACACCAUCUCCAUUGCCUCCAGGACCUCUCAGAACACAGUGGACAGUGACAAGCUCUCUGGCGGAUGUGAACUGACUGUGGUCCUCCAGGACUUCAGCGCGGGCCACAGCAGCGAGCUGACCAUCCAGGUGGGGCAGACGGUGGAGCUGCUGGAGCGGCCCAGCGAGCGGCCCGGCUGGUGUCUGGUCCGCACCACAGAACGGAGUCCCCCUCAGGAGGGCCUGGUCCCCAGCAGCGCCCUGUGCAUCUCCCAUUCCCGAAGCAGCGUGGAGAUGGACUGCUUCUUCCCCUUGGUGAAAGAUGCGUACUCUCAUUCCUCAAGUGAAAAUGGAGGCAAGUCCGAGUCAGUGGCCAACCUGCAGGCUCAGUCCUCCCUGAACUCCAUCCACAGUUCCCCAGGCCCCAAGCGCUCUACCAAUACCCUUAAGAAGUGGCUGACGAGUCCUGUGCGUCGACUCAACAGUGGGAAAGCAGAUGGAAACAUCAAAAAGCAGAAGAAAGUGCGUGAUGGUCGGAAGAGCUUCGACCUGGGAUCUCCCAAGCCUGGGGAUGAGACGACCCCUCAGGGGGACAGCGCUGAUGAGAAGAGCAAGAAAGGUUGGGGUGAAGAUGAGCCAGAUGAAGAGUCACACACACCCCUCCCUCCGCCUAUGAAGAUCUUUGACAAUGACCCGACACAGGACGAGAUGAGUCUAGAAGGAGGAUCAUACCGGGGGAGCUUGAAAGACCCCACAGGCUGCCUGAAUGAGGGGAUGACCCCACCCACAGCUCCUAGAAACCUGGAGGAAGAACAGAAAGCCAAGGCCCUGAGAGGCAGGAUGUUUGUCCUGAAUGAGCUGGUACAGACAGAGAAAGACUAUGUCAAGGAUCUGGGGAUUGUGGUGGAGGGCUUCAUGAAGAGAAUAGAAGAAAAGGGUGUUCCUGAGGAUAUGCGAGGAAAGGAUAAAAUCGUGUUUGGAAAUAUUCACCAGAUUUAUGACUGGCACAAGGAUUUUUUCCUGGCUGAACUGGAAAAAUGUAUCCAGGAGCAAGACAGAUUGGCACAGCUCUUUAUCAAGCAUGAGCGGAAGCUGCACAUCUACGUGUGGUACUGCCAGAACAAGCCACGCUCAGAGUACAUCGUUGCUGAGUACGAUGCCUACUUUGAGGAGGUAAAACAGGAGAUAAAUCAAAGGCUGACACUUAGCGACUUCCUUAUCAAGCCCAUUCAGAGAAUAACAAAAUACCAGUUGCUCCUCAAGGACUUCCUGAGAUACAGUGAGAAGGCUGGUUUGGAGUGUUCAGAUAUCGAGAAAGCAGUGGAGUUAAUGUGCCUUGUUCCCAAACGCUGCAAUGACAUGAUGAAUCUGGGACGCCUGCAGGGCUUUGAGGGCACCCUGACCGCUCAGGGGAAGCUGCUGCAACAGGACACAUUCUACGUGAUUGAGCUGGAUGCAGGCAUGCAGUCCCGGACCAAGGAGAGGCGUGUGUUCCUCUUCGAGCAGAUUGUCAUCUUCAGUGAACUGCUCAGGAAGGGAUCCCUCACCCCGGGCUACAUGUUCAAAAGGAGCAUCAAGAUGAAUUACUUGGUCCUGGAGGAGAACGUGGAUGAUGACCCCUGCAAGUUUGCACUCCUGAAUAGGGAGACUUCUGAGAGGGUCAUCCUGCAAGCUGCCAAUGCUGACAUCCAGCAGGCCUGGGUGCAGGACAUCAAUCAAGUCUUAGAAACACAGCGAGACUUCUUAAAUGCACUACAGUCACCCAUUGAGUAUCAGCGGAAAGAAAGGAGCACAGCUGUGAUGAGGUCCCAACCUGCCAGGGCUCCCCAAGCCAGCCCCAGGCCCUACUCCUCCAUCCCUGUGGGCUCUGAGAAGCCCCCAAAGGGCUCCAGCUACAACCCGCCUCUGCCACCCUUAAAGAUAUCUACCUCCAAUGGCAGUCCAGGGUUUGACUACCACCAGCCUGGGGACAAGUUUGAGGCCAGCAACGUAAGUGACAACUCAAUACUUCCACCAUUAGAGAUCACUUUGGGAAGUACCAUCUUUUUAUGCUGAUUAUUUUAGUAGGAACUUAAUACAGUCUCAUCUCAGUGAUUUCUCUUUCUUCCCCUGUAACUUGACUGAGUUAGAGCAAUUCCCUCUGACUCACACACUCUGUGUUAAAGGGCCAUUCUCAUCUACAGAAACUCUAUACAAAUAUAAGGUAUUAUUGUGAUGGCAAUCAUGAAAACAUGUGAUUUAUACCAAACAGAGUAGUUGUGGUGUGGGUCAUCUAAAAGCCACAACUCUAGCACUUGGCAUCUUAAAAGGAGAUUGCCCUUUCUGCUGAAGAUCUGUCUCCAGCUCCUGCAGUGCCUCACCAUCCACUGGCUGAUGUGUAAGAGGAAGCUGGUCAUCAACGUCUGAAUGGGGGAAGCCAGUCUUGGAUUAAAUGUUUAUUGUGGGUAAUCCACAAUUCAAACAUCACCAUGAGGCUAGUUAUAGACUUAACUGUAGACCUAGUCUACACAGCUGUUUGACCCUACAAGGUAGGAACAAGAGAGAUAUGGGAGAAACUGCUAGGUUCACUUGCUCUAGAAACUUAGCAGCUUAAUCAAUCUCAUUAGGCCUCAGUUUUCUCUAGAACUUAAUGAGUCUAUGAAUAGGAACACUUAGAUUUUUGACCUAUAUGUUCUGAUUUUAUAGUUUUAUUCUUUUUUCCCAAAUUAUUAGUUGGUAUUGAUUUUGUUAAAAUUAAUUAUUAAUGCCCAAGUUCAAUUCUGUGUUAGAGUAACUGUUACCAAACUACGAGGUUACCUCAAAAAGUUCAUGGAAAGGUUUGUACUAUCAGGUCAGUCCCUGCUGCCCAGAGAGGUCUGAGAGCCACCAAACCCACACACCCUGAGCCAGCUGUGCCAGGACUGGCAGGCACCAUCGACCCCCAGCCCGGGCUAAUUCCCACUGCCCAGAAUUGGCUAUCCCAUCAGGAUCCAGGCCAGACACCAGGGUUGAACAAGUGGACCGUGAUACCCCAUGCCACAGUGACUGAACACCAAUGGAAAGAUACCAGAAAUAUGAAAUUGAAGACAGUACGUCACCA